AUUUGUGUUUGUGUCAUACUCGGAUUUGUGGUUGUGUGAUACUCACGCAAUAUUUGAUCAUGUUUCCCUAAAACUUGUUCCUGAAUAGUGCAUCUUAAAUGACAAGAGUUGUUUGCAGAAGAAGCCACUGCCAUGAAGGUCCUCAAAGUGCUGAUUCCCGGUACGGAGCUAGUUGGAUCGCACACGGUCUACUACAUCGAGGUUUACAUCAGAGAGUACUCUUGGCUUGUGGCUAGAAGAUAUAGAGAGUUUUAUGAUCUUCACGAGAAGCUUGUGAAAAGUAGUGGGAUAGAUCGCUCCCUAAUACCGCCAAAGAAAUAUUUUGGAUUUCUUCAACCGGAGUAUGUGGAGAGGAGACGGCAAGCACUGGAAGCAUACUUUGAGACACUGUUGUCAAGGUUUGGAGAGAACUUACCGAAAGAAUUAUUGGAAUUCUUAGAGACAGAUAAAUUUGAUGUUUGUGGUGUUACUCAUACUCUGGCUAAAGAAUUGUUUCUUACUGGAGAUGCAAUUCUGGAAAAGGAAGAACAGUUUACCCUUACACUGCUUCAGCUACACUGUAUAACAAGCAGGCUUGGCAUAGCUGCACCAACAUGUGAUUCCCAUUUUCGACAUGGUGACAUAGGCAACCUGUAUGACUUUUUGUAUCAACUGAAACACUUGAAGGCUUCGGGUAACAAAAAGCUGGUGGAACUGAGUGACAACAUGACACUUAAAUGCAACCUUGGUAUAUUCAAGUCUUUAGAGACCCUUGAAAUUGACAACUGUGAAGUGGAGCCAUUGGAGGGACUAAGUUUUAUUCAAAGCCAGAUAGAAAAACUCGCAGUUCAUCAAUCAAUCCACUUGCUGAAAGUAAGUAGGAUGAUGAGCAUUUCUAAGCUCGCGGGAAGAUUUGAGAGGAGUCAGAGAGAGCUUUGCUGGGGGUCUGGGACUAAUACGGUGCUAGAACCCUUGGCCCAGCUCUCCUCGUCUCAAGGACUUAAACUUUCCCGCGGGCGGAGCUACAUUUGUGCCGAAGCCAACAACAAGAGAAUAUCUCAGGCCAUCGCAUUUUACAUGGCCUUGUCGAAUCUGGUCGAGCUGGAUUUUUCCUACAAUAAAAUCUCAAGUCUUGGAAACAACUUGAAUACGAGGCUUGGGAAUAUCAAGAAGUUAAACCUGGCAGGGAACGAACUUAAUAAUGUGGAAGGCCUUGACAAGAUGUAUUCCCUAACAGUUCUCAAUCUUAGCGAGAAUUUCUUCACAGACAUCGGCGCCAUUUUGACGUUAGGGGAAUUACCGUGCUUGGAAAUCCUGGAUUUUAGAGAUAACGCCAUGACAAGGGAACCGCUGUACCGUGUCAGGGUCUUCGCGGCAUUUGAUGACCGCGCUGAACAGCUUGAACUUGAUGGCCAGCACCCAUCAUAUAGAGAAAUGAACAAGAUCCGUGAGUUACUCCAAGAAGAGCUGAAUUUCGAAAUUAUUAAUUAUCCAACUCCACCACAUUACUCAGUAUCAAAGAGAAGCAAUAAAAAGGGCAGAAGUAUCGAUAGAGUGAUAGCUCUUGAUUCAGAAACAGAAGAGCAGUCCAGUACACCCGUAACAGAAUCCAAUUCGUCUGUGGACGAAUCAGAUGCCGAGUUCCGUUCCCGAGUGGAGAAAAUUCGACAGAUCGGUGGAGACGCAUGGCUUACGUUAUAUGACGAGGUACACUCAGAAGAAGAAAUGACACAGGUCCAACCAAACGGCGAAGUGUCGUCGACAGGUGAUAGAAGCCAUACUGAGCCCGUAAAUGAUCAGCAGUCUCCUAAGCAUGACACGAUUGGUGGGAACUUUGAAAGUCCUGACAGCCCAACAGAAGAACAGGGAACUGCAGGCGCACGGAGAGGGAAUGAGACUCAUCCUAGUCGUCUUCAGUUUGGUUUUGCGCCUGAGCUGGAAAAACUCGUACACGACAGAGUGGAAUCAAGUGCAGACUUGACCUCAGGCACAUAUAUGGUGGAAGUCGAAGGAGAAGUGCAUAAUGAAGGGAGUACAGAGGAAAGAAUGGUUGGAGUGGACCUUUCCAAAGGGGUCAUUUUCGAGAUACAGAUAACGACCGGGAAGACAUUUGCAAAACAUAAUCUGGAGGACAUAAGCAGUGUCGACAUUUUGGAACUGCAUGACACCUUCUGUGUCGAUAUCCGGGACAUCUAUUCCAAGGAAUGGCGACGUCAUUAUGCUGAUGAUAGCGACAAUUGCGUUCAUAACAGAGACUAUCGUCAAGUAGCCAGGUAUCGCAUGCGUUCAAUGGAAGAUGCUGCUGAGCUGUUUGUUCUGCUUUACAAGUUUAUCACUGAAAGGUCCUCCAAGGAUGCCAUUCCCAGCAUUGACAUCCAAGAACCGCUUGCAGAAAUCUUCUCAGCGAACAUUGUAGAAUGGCCCAAUCCAUUAGGUGUACAACAAGACCUUCUGCACAAAUAUUUAGACGAUUUCCUUCAGGAACCUGACAAGAAACAAGGAUUACAUUGCACAGAAGUAAAUUCCCUAGACACCCGACGUAUGCAGAGGGUCCAAAACAUUUACCAGACCCUCCACGCUGAGUUCAUAGACGUGGGGUGCUUAAGACAUGAUCGCUCUGGGCCCUCUCCCGAGAGGGUCCGCCUGAUUUUGUGGUCUGGCUGUCUUCCGUAUGUGUACCCAGAUCACGAGCUUCCCAUUUGCCUUCUAAUGACAAAUCUCAACAUUUAUUUGUUUCAUUCGUCGCAUUUAGACUCGCCUGAGCGUAUUCACACGUUGGCAACCUACAGUGACUUACAAGACGUCUUGCAUUGUUUUUACAGCUUCCCAGUGCAAGAGCUGAAUGAAGUGGUCUUCGGUUUAUACGAUCAAGGCUUCAGACUGGAAGUGAAACUCGAUGGGCCUCGAGGGACCUUUACGAUAAUCACUCGCGAUGCCGAGAAAACGGAUAGAUUUUUAGGAACUUUGAGAGAUGUGCUCGGGGAACCCUUGAAUGAGGAGCCUUCUAAUGUUCGUGCUUUUAGAAGACAAUUUUCAUCCGGGAGUCUUCCAAAACUCAGUUUUCCAACCGAAGACAAAAUUGACAAAUUAAAACAAGAACUUGCAAAAUUCGGGAAGGCUUCUUCCACCGCGGAAAACCAGCAUCUGCUUAUGUACUCUAUCGUCCGAGAAAUUCCCGACUUUGCCUUGCUAAAUGUGCAGGAAAGCGCAGAUCUCACAAAGAUGCUCCGAAGCUUGAUCGUGACGAACUCGGAGAUCUAUCUCUGCGACGAGGAUCAUGUACAUUGGCCGCUGCCCUCAUUUGUGCGGGCGCCGCCGUCUACCCCUCAGUGGGUGGUUACUAAGUCACAACAGAUCAGUAAGAUCAUCGGGCUUGAAGUGUUUGAACUUAAGGGCAAUGUUUGCGACUUUUUCGGCGAGUUUGGGCUCUCGCUGAUCUUUGAUUGUGAUGAAUCGGGGACACCAUCUCCAGGCGAACAACACUCGUGGCAUUUAAUUUUCCGAGCCGCUGAUGAACGCACCCAGCUUCAGCGGUCGCUGUCACAGGUAUGGAAGGACAACUUUCAAGCCGAUCUUAAAAUCACACAUUCAAAGCCCAAGUCGUUCCCAGUCCUUCAAGAGAAAAGGGAAGAAAAAGGGCUCCUAGAGUCUACAUCUUCGAAUGGUGCACAAACACACCUAGGUACCCCAGUAGAGCCGAAAUUUAAAAAGACCCAUCGGAGGGUGGGAUCGGAUUUUCUACCAAUUUUCAAACCAAACAUGUUGAAUAGCCUGGAGAGCUUAGUCGCCCUGGAUAGAAAAGUCCUGGACGGAUUUUUUCACAAAUGGAUUUCGCAGAAACAGAGCGACGAGGGUGAAACACUUCUCCAUGUGUUAUGGACGGGCUGUACACCGUAUCUGUAUCCGUCGCUGGAAUUCAAAGUUUGUAUCUUGUUGAGCAAUUUGUACGUGUAUAUUUUGGCGGAUAAAGAACACAAAGUCUCCAUCAACAAACAGAAAGGAAUAAAGUUGAAGAUUUCAGAAGAUACCGACUUCACUGAUGUUAAACCUACGAUCUGUUUUAAUUUCAUUCCGAUAACCCAACUUAGGCAGGUUUGCGUGGGUUUGUUUGAUCAAACGUUACGAAUCGAAACAGAGUUGAAAAAGAACACGUUUACUCUGAUCACGCGAGAUUUCAAAUUGACCAGUACUUUUCUGGAGAGAUUAGGCGCGAUUUUGUCGUCGAGGCAUCGUGGUGAUUCAUCGCCUCUGUCGAGAUCCGACACGAUGCUCACGAGUAUCUACGACUCGCAGUCAACUGCCGAUCAUGAUCCGAACGCUUUUCCGAAAGCAGAUUAUCAGCACACGAAUGGUGGUGUGCGCUUCGUGUAUCCGAACGAUGACACGUUGGAGAUUGUGAAGGAUGCCAUUGCCGAGUUCAGCCGCCAGUCAGUUCAUUGCCUCGAGCUCAAACAUGUGGUCAUUUUGGUGUAUCUCUUGGUCUUCCACGAAACAGAAACGGCUCGCGAAGAACCUCGCACUCUUGUAAUCAUGGACAAGUCUCUAUGCCUUUGCAUCGAAGAUCAUGUCAACUACCCGCUGCCGUUAUUUGCUACAGGACUUCCCGAGAAUCCGCAAUACGAUGUGCAAGACCUGCGUGACAUCCAGUCACUGUCACGUGUUGAAUUUAGUGACUUCAACUCCUGCGACUUUACAAUGGUCUUCUCGCCGACUCGACCUCAAGACGAGGAUGCACCAGAUGGCUUUGAUUCAGCGAGUAUGGGCGAGUUGUGUGUCAUCACACAUCACUUGCCAGAUCCCGAUGAACGCGAUAUUUGCUGGAAAAUUGUUGCUCAGACUUACGAGGAAAAAGAGAAGGCUUUGAGUCUGAUCUGCAAGCUCUGGGCCGACAUUCAUGGCGGCGCUCUACCUGUUAUGAAAGCUACGAGGUAGGAAUUAAGAUGCAACGAAAUUAAACGAAGCUUAGCGGUUUACAACAGCAGUGGAGAAGGUAGUAGCUUUGAAAGGCUGAGAAAGUAAAAUGAAUUGGGACAGUUCAACAAUAUCCGCUCAAGACAUUCAAUCGAUGCAAACCAGAAUGGAAAAUUUGGGAAUCAGAAGGACAAUCCUUCAGCUGCCGGGGUUAAGAAAUUUCCGUCAUAUUUCAGAUAUUCUAAAAUUGCCCUCUUUGAAGGAGCAAGAAACUUGCCUUGAUACGAAGGGGGUAUCGAAAACUUUGUUUCAUACGGAGAAGGUGCAACAAACAAUGACAGACACUGUUUACCAUACUAGCAAUGUACAUAUAGUUUUUUCAAUUCGUUGAUAAAGCCGUGAAACAUGACUCUAUUUUAAACAGAAUUUUUCGAAGUUUUUGCAACUAAGGCACAAGAAGAUCAGUUCCCCUACUCGAAUUUUUUCUAGAAUAUGGGUUCCCUUUGAAUUACUUGGUAGAUCUGCUUUUGCGAAAUAUGAGAGGUCGUAUAGAAUUCCUUUAUAUUUCUGUAUAUGUUCAAGAGAAUACAUUUGUAUUAUGA
This is a messenger RNA of Stylophora pistillata, 5492 nucleotides long. RefSeq names its product nischarin. The record is from RefSeq and is a predicted model, not a curated record. Gene Ontology annotation, cellular component: cytoplasm. Gene Ontology annotation, molecular function: protein binding; phosphatidylinositol binding. Lineage: Eukaryota; Metazoa; Cnidaria; Anthozoa; Scleractinia; Pocilloporidae.